Molecule: messenger RNA, 2550 nt
Organism: Klebsormidium nitens
Lineage: Eukaryota; Viridiplantae; Streptophyta; Klebsormidiophyceae; Klebsormidiales; Klebsormidiaceae
Source: the annotation of a GenBank genome assembly
GCUGAUUUUGAAAGUUUGAACGCGAAAGUUGAAACCGCAUUUUGGAGGCAACUCGAAGUGCUGCCUUGCUGCAUGGCCAUUCAAGUUGGCGCGCCCAGCAAUCCGGGACGCGUCUAGUAGGCAGGAAUUAGGAUAGGUAGCCCGAUUGCGAUAGAUAACUUAUGGCGCCUUCAUCCUUUGCCACCAAUAUUAACUAGGUGGUGCUGCUGUUCAGGAAACCUACAGCUUAGCCUACCAUACUAGCAGGCUAGAAAUUUAGUGGAGCUCUGAAAAUGGUGAUGCAGAUGGAUUGCUUGCCAGCGUUUUGAUUUCAAAGGUGGCAAUGGAGGAUACUCUGCUUGUGUCCACCGGGCAAGGAUGGCGUGAUCUGCGGGGAACGCUGAUCGAUCUCAUAUUUUAGCAGUGCCCCGGCAGGGCCUGACGGCAUGGCAGCCAUCAUUCGCCAAGGCAGCGCGGUGCUGCCCCUCAAUGUUGGCACCGCCUCCGCACAGGGGACGUUGGAAGCAGGAAGCCGGAGGCAGUGGUGCCACAGCAAUUCUCGCUGUUUUGGCGACCAAGCAACUCCUUUUCCCGACAUAAAUGCCGGGUCCUGGCCAGGGUUGGGAAUCAGUGAUCUGAGACGAGCAUCAAGAAGACUUCUCUUGAGGCGCUUAUACCGUGCGGAUCCCAGGGGAUCCCAGCUAACCCAGCAGCAGGGUGGCUGCGUCCGCUGCUCCCUCCCGGCCGCUGAGGAGGCGCCCAUUGUGAGCAGCCACACGCAUGCCCUUGGCGGGAGCCCUGUGGGGGCUGCCAGCAGCUUUGAGGUGCCGCAUCGUGCUCGCUGGCCAUGGCCGCUGGUGCGGGUAGAGCAGGCACAGGGUCCUCAGGGAGUGGGGCAUGCGCAGAUACUAUGCCCGGAUUUUGGAGGUGCCUCAAAAGGCAGCAGACCCGGUCUACGAUUACGUUUGCCUCGCCCGCUGUUUGGUCGUCCUCCUCGAGCCAUCCCUGCCCUCGGCGUGACCCAGCAAGAGCUGCUGCUGGUGCUGGGGGCGGGCGGGCUCGUGCUGCUGGCGGUGCUCAACAAGAUUCUUUUCAAGAUGGCCAUUGCCUCUAUGCCGGACCAGCCGUUUGUGCUGGCCAACAUCUGCACAUUUGGCUACCUGGUGCUGUACAGCGGCAUCGUGUGCCACCGCUGGCGCCGCGGGGCUGUGAGCCCAGACAUGCUCCGGUACCCCAAAACCAAAUUUGUCUGCAUCGGAGCACUUGAAGCGGCGGGGGCCAUGCUUGGCUUGUUUGCGGCAGGGUAUGUUCCCGGUACUAUUCUUCCCAUCCUGAGCCAGGGGUACCUGGUGUGGCAGCUGGUCCUGUCGGCAAUCUUCCUCCGCCGGCGCUAUUCCCUGGGCCAGCUAGUGGGCGUGGUGGUGUCCUUGGCAGGGAUUGCAACAGUGGUGACCAACGCCCAUGCUGGCCCCGGUGUGCUGGCGAGCGGCCCGUCGUUUGUGUUCCCGUGCCUGUACCUGCUCAGCGCGUCGUUCUCCGCUGCGGCCUCGCUGGUCAAGGAGCGCCUGUUCCAGGAGGCCCCGCAGCACCUGGGCGCGGGGCGCAGCCUAGACCUGUUUGUGGUCAACCUGCUGGGGUCCGCCUUCCAGUUCAUGUUCCUCCUGCUGCUACUCCCGCUCGUCGCUAGUGCUCGCGGCGUCCCCCCCCCCGCCCUGCCUGCUCACCUGGCCACCGGCGCGGGCUGCUUCCUGGGCCACGCUGCAGUGGGGGGGGCUCCUUGCCACGGGGCGCCCCUGCUGCCGCUGGUCUACAUCACGACCAACCUCGCGUUCAACGUGGCGCAGCUGGCGCUGCUCAAGGCGACCACGGCCGUGGUGCCCUCCAUCGCGCUCACGCUCGCAGUUCCUCUCUCUGUGGCGGCCUUCACCCUGCCGCUGCCGCUGCUGGGCACCCCGUGCGCCCUGCCCCCCAGCUUUGUGAGUGGCACCUUCAUCCUGUUGGCCGGCCUCAUCAUGUACGUGCUCUCGGGGAAGCAACAGCCCACGCAGGUGCCCCGCCCCACGCUCUCCCUCCAGCCCCACUUCGAGCGUGCAGUGGCCACGUCCACUCGCCAAGGCCUCACUCCCCGCGUGCGGGUUCUCUCAAAAAGGUGGGCUCACGGCCCCUAGCAUGCGGAGCACCGAGUCGUUCCGAUGUGAUGGGUCCAUAAACCUGAGAUGUCGACGAAAAUAAUGGUGAUAACACGGGCCUUUUGUAACAACCAGGACCAGGAGUAUCAGCUCGUUCGGAAGGCGGUUUGCUGUCUAGGCCUAGUGUCCCUGAAGUAACAGAAAGGAACCAGAUGUCAUACACAUAGACUGAAUACAUAGAAGCUCAGAAUAACUUGCACGCUGUACAUUGCUAGCAAACUUCCGUACGUUUUGAAUACAAUCGCUUCAGAAAACACAUCCCUCUCACCUUUGGUCAUUGCUUGCCAUUGGGUUUGGUCGUGUUCCAGUGCCCAAAAGAGACAUUACGUCGUUGGGUUUUUAAAAUAGCCUACACUUGAACGUCAAUUUGUGCGGUGUGGUG